Molecule: messenger RNA, 1656 nt
Organism: Cetraspora pellucida
Lineage: Eukaryota; Fungi; Glomeromycota; Glomeromycetes; Diversisporales; Gigasporaceae
Source: the annotation of a GenBank genome assembly
GUGGAAGCUUCAGAAACUCGUAGCAGCAGUAGUGACGAACUUAACAACAUCAAGGAUGGAGAAAUAAGUAUUUUGAGACCUAAAGAAGUGAAUAACAUAAUUACAAGGUUGAUGCAGGCAGUUCCAGAAAAGACUACUCAUCAACCACUUGUGUAUAUUGGAAACACAAUAAGAAUGAAAAGAAGACAGAGACAACUACAGCAAGAAGCUGCAGUUGGAACACCUAAGUUAGAAUUAUUUUGGUCACCUAUGAUAAAUAGACAUAUGAAUAUAGAUGAUGAUGGUAUGAGUAAUACAAUCAGUUCAGAUAGUGAUUCUGAAACUUUUAGAAGUAAUUUUGAAGUUGAAACUGUUGAAGAUCAUAAUAUCAUGUCUUUAGAAAACUUGAACCAUGCCAUUAAACAAUUGAAAAAAGAAAUCAAGCAUGAUAAAUAUAGUAAGGUGUUUCGUCUUGUAGAGUGUAGCCAAAAAAGAAUUGAGGCAAGCAUCAUCGUGGCAGAAACAGCUGAGAAAGGUGUUUAUCAUGCUCAUGAAUUGGCAAACCAUGUGAAUGAAACAAUACUUCUGAAUCUUUGUUUCAAUUCAUCACCAACAAUAUUCAUAAGAACAGCCAAAAACUGGCUAAAAAUAUUUGGGUUUGAGUAUUCAGAAGUUAAAAAAGAAAUGUAUAUGGAUGGGCAUGAGUAUGUGGAUGUAGUGGCUUAUCAUGAAAGAUUUUUGGAAAAAAUAGCAGAAUUCGAAGCACAUAUGGUAGUUUUUUCUGCUUAUAAUAGAAGAUGUUGGUUGUGGUUGCCAAAAGGGGAGCAACCACUUCGCAAAAAAGGCCAAGGGUGGUCAGUUCAUAUAAGUGAAUUUCUCACAGAUAUUGGUGGGCGUUUAGCAUUACGUAAGGAGAAUAAGAUUGCUUUUUCUAACCUUCCAUUAGAAGUGUAUGUUGUAACUUAUCUAGGUAAAGAUGGUGAUAGAUGGUGGAACUCAGAUGAUCUUGUAGAUCAGGUGAUAAACUGUGCAAUUCCAAUAUUUGAAGCUCGGUUUUUAGGUGCAAAGGCUCUUUUUGCAUUUGAUAAUGCAACUGGUCAUUGUGCAUAUGCCAAAGAUGCCCUUUUAGCAAAGAACAUGAAUUUAUUCUUUGGUGGAAAACAACCAAAAAUGAGAAAUACUAUGUAUGGAGAUAAUAUUCCGCAAGAUAUAUGCUUUCCUGAAGAUUAUGAAGAUUCUGAUCUGUGUGGUAAACUAAAAGGUCUAAGGCAGGUAUUGAGUGAGAGAGAAUUGUGGUGUGAUGAAAUGAAAUUGAAAUGUAAAGGGGGAUGUGAACAAGAAUUAACUGACUGCUGCACUAGAACAACAAUGGCGAACCAACUAGAUUUUAGAGCACAACAUGGAAAAAUUAAAGAAAUGAUUAUUUUCGCAGGUCAUGAAGUUAUUUUUAUCCAAAAUUCCAUUGAAGGUUUGAAAAAAACUGUGCCACAAGCUCUUGAAUCAGUAUCUCUUACUGAAAUUAGGCGAUAUGCUCAGAAGUCUUUUAGAUAUAUGGAUGUGUAUCAUAAAGGUCUAACAGAAAAACCUGCAGAAUGUGUUGUGAGAAAAUAUCAGUCACACUGUCGUGUUCCAGAUACAAUUUUAAAUGAGAUUAACACAUUGGAAUUUAACAAAUAG